AUGGCUCCCGUGUCUCGGUCUCGCUAUCCCGAGCACUCCGCAGGCUCUCGGAGACGCAGCCGCAGCCGCAGUUCGUCGGGAAGCCCCUUGACGGACAGACGCCACCCUCGAAGUGGUGGCUCCAGCUCCCUGUCCCGUGAGGACCUCAGGCCUCAGGGGGGUGGAUCCGGAGUCAGUGCUGCUUACACUCUUAGACGCGCUGAGGCGCGGGAACGACCCCCUGGGCCUCACAACUACGUCUUCUCAUUCUCCUCGUCUGUCUCUUGUGGCGGACACCGGUACCAUUCCCAGCCCUAUACCGGAUACCGGUACUGGGCUGAAGACAGCGAACAGGAGGAGAAUUACAGGCAGAGGAGGCUGAAAGAGAGAGAGAGGAUUGGGGAGCUGGGAGCCCGCGAGGUAUGGGGACUGUCACCAAAAUACCCUGAGCCCGACUCUGAUGAACACACCCCCGCUGAAGAUGAAGUCAAGACCCAGAAGAGCAGCAGUUCAGACUCGAGCCAGGAAGAAGGGAAAAAGAAAAAGAGCAGUCAUUCAAAAAACAAGAGAAGAAGAAAGAAAAAGUCAUCCAAAAGAAAACGUGGGCGGUAUUCUGAUAAUAGUGACAGCAAUUCAGACUCUGACACUAAUUCUAGCUUUGGUGAUGACAGAAAGAGAGCUAGAAAGGUCAAGAAAAAGAAACACAGAACCAAGAAAAAGAAGAAGAAGACUAAAAAAGAAUCCAAUGAGUUAACUUGUAAGGAUUCAGAAAGAGAGUUGCCAGAAAAUAUGUGGACUGACCAGUCAAAGGUCUUGGAGACCACGGGUUUAAUAGGCCCAGAAGCACCGGUAACAUACUUCUCUCAGGACGAGAAGCCUUUGAACUAUGGACAUGCACUGCUACCAGGUGAAGGUGCAGCCAUGGCAGAGUAUGUGAAAGCUGGGAAGCGUAUUCCACGAAGAGGAGAAAUUGGGCUGACAAGUGAAGAGAUAGCAUCAUUUGAAAGCUCAGGUUACGUCAUGAGUGGGAGCAGACAUCGCAGAAUGGAGGCUGUACGACUCAGGAAGGAGAACCAGAUCUACAGUGCUGAUGAGAAAAGGGCCCUUGCGUCCUUUAACCAAGAGGAGAGACGGAAGAGAGAGAAUAAGAUUCUAGCCAGUUUCCGAGAGAUGGUGUAUCGGAAGACGAAGGGGAAAGAAGAUAAAUAA
Molecule: messenger RNA, 1188 nt
Organism: Elephantulus edwardii (Cape elephant shrew)
Lineage: Eukaryota; Metazoa; Chordata; Mammalia; Macroscelidea; Macroscelididae
Gene: NKAPL
Product: NFKB activating protein-like
Exons: 1
Coding region: 1-1188 (395 amino acids)
Biological process (GO): regulation of gene expression
Cellular component (GO): nucleus
Molecular function (GO): chromatin binding
Source: RefSeq, a predicted model, not a curated record